GCAUUCACGUCACCUAGUUGCGUAAAGAGCUCAUGUGGAAGCUUUAGAUGUGCAUUUCGUCAUUCGAUGUUUAUUGGUGGUUUAAAAAGCACAAACGCGAGGAGGAAGAUGACAUUACUGUUUUUAUUAUUGUUGCUGGUGUAGAUGUUUAUAUGUUUUUAUAUUAAUUGUGGAGAAGAAGCACUGUGCGUCAGGUGUUGGUCCCCAUCGCUUAGCUUUACCUGAACAUAACCACUGUCUUCUGGGGCGCUCAACUGGAGCCCAAAGGUAUCUUGACACCUUUGGAGGGUAUGCGGAGCGAAACACGACUUUCAACGCGGACAGACUUCCUGUGUUACUGUUACUAUGGAAACAGACCACGCACUGAAGGCUGAGCUAACGUUAGCUGUAGCUAACCUUGGUUUAGUUUCGGCUCCGUGGGACCUUUCUUUGGUUAGAGACACGUUUUCUAUCCGCGGAGGCAAAAAUAUGUCGCAAAGGACAUACAACCAGCUGUGGGCAGAUGCCCAGUUAGAGCUGAGCUGUCUGCUAGAAGAAGAACUACCAGCUGAGCCCCCGCGCCCUGAAAAAGACAGAGUCGUUUUCUUCCAGCGUCUGGCCAUGCUUUUUGUGCGCUACACCCAAAUCUUCAGACAGCUGGAGAAAGCCUAUGACCUGGUGGUCCACCCUCAGAAGAGGAGAUUUAUUCAUUCAGCUCUUGAAAGUGUGAUGGGAAGAGUGUUAGAGCUGAAAAAUGAAAUGGUGGAGAAAGAGUUUUCAGAGUACCACUACAUGGAUGAUGUGCUUCAUGAUUUGAAGCUCAUACCUGCCGACCUCGAGAUCCCCAUCCCUCGCUACUUUCACAGUGAACGCAGCAAAGAGGUGCAGCAAAGAAAGGCCAUGCUGACUGACAUCCUGAAAAUGGCGGAGGUCACUGAAACUCCUGAGCCUGUAAUGGCCAAGAAGAUGAGUCAAGAGGAGGCAGUGAAGAUUAUUCAAGUGGCAGAGCGGGCACGACAAGGACGUGAAAGGGCAAAGUUCAACAUGAAAAACUUAAAUAUGAACACCAUGUACAGGAUCAAGGAACCUGGAGCAGAAAGUGCUGAAUCCGCUGCAGUCUGCAUCCAAAAGGUGUGGAAGGGCUACGUGCAGAGGAAGAGGACAAAAAUUGCCAGAGAGGAGGAGAUGAUUCUUCUGGGAAUGAAUAUGGAUCCAAAGUAUGAGGAGCCACGCCCUGCGGAAAUGACGGCCCAGGCCAUCGCGGCUUCCACACGAGUAAAACAGAUGGAGCACGAGGAGGCUUACCAAAAGGCCACAGUGGAUGUCAUGAACCAACUACGGGAUGUGGAAGGGGACGACAUGAGCAAAAGCAUGAAGGUGCAAAUUCAGCAGUGGUUCACUGAGUGCCGCAAUGCUACAGGAACAUUUCCAGACUACCCAGAUGAAGAAGAUGGAGGUUCUGCCCUCAUUUUUGCUGAAAAGACCCCUCAGCAGUUGUUGGAAGAAUUUGCUGCAAAAGAAGAAGAAGAGGCCAACGCCAAAGCUAAAGGAAAAGAAGAAAAGAAGGAAAAGGGGAAAAGUGACAAGAGGAAGGAAGACGAGGAGGUGGAGGAGGCAGGGCUGAAGAUGCUGCCCUCUGCAUUUCUGCUGGACCUCGAAGUUGAAAGUAAAAUCUACGCAGACUUUUGGCACAAUCGCAGCGAGUACGGAAACUUUAACCAAAUGCACGACCCGGAGCUGAUCAAGGAAGAAAAGAGGAAAGUCAUUGAGGCGGAAAUUCGAGUGAAGGUCGAUGAGCAGAUGAGACACGAACUGGCUGAGUGGAAGCUGUCUGUGGAUAAAGACAAGGGCGGUAAGACGAAAGCAAACGCCAAGAAGAAGAAAGGCUCUAAGAGUGGAAAGAAGAAGAAAAAGGAAAAAGACCUGACGGCUGAUCGGACUCUGCAGUCUCUGUGUCGGGAGCUGGUGGAGCAGGGCUUACUGAAGCAGACACGUAAUGUUCAGCUGCAGGAUUUCUUGGGCGACUAUAGCUACCUGGGGACCACGCUGAGGCAACACGACAUUGAGCCCAUGCCGUCAUUGUCAGAUGUGCGACAAGUCAUAUCUCUGUACGCAGUUCUGCCGUUAGGCUCUCAGGUGGUACACGAGAAGGCUCCUCUGAUAAAGUCGGUCCUGCUGGUCGGACCCACAGGUGUGGGUAAAAAGAUGCUGGUCCAUGCGGUUUGCCACGAGACGGGCGCCUGCCUGUUUGAUCUGUCUCCCCUGAACACAGCCGGAAAGUACCCAGGCAAGAGCGGGCUCGCCAUGAUGCUUCACAUGGUGUUUAAGGUUGCGAGACUGAUGCAGCCUUCAGUGAUCUGGAUCGAAGAUGCAGAGAAAAUGUUUUACAGGAAAAUCCCCAAAGAGGAAAAAGAGUUGGACCCUAAGCGGCUGAAGAAAGAUUUGCCCAAGUUCCUGAAGCUGAUCAAAGGGGAGGAUCGCGUUCUGAUCAUAGGAACGACUCGAGACCCGCACAGCGCCGAGAUCAAGUCUCUGUGCAAAAUGUUCAGCAAAAUCCUCCUCAUCCCAAGACCUGACUACGGCUCAAGACGCAUCCUGUGGAAGCAGCUGAUCAGAAAACACGGAGGUGAAGGGACCGAGGCGUUGGACCUCAGUUCUCUGGCAAAGAUUUCUGACGGCUAUACUCCAGGACACAUGGUCCAAGUGAUUCAGAGCGUUCUUACCAAACAUCGAGUCUUCCAGCAGGCAAAACGGCCGCUGACUGCAGCUGAGUUUAUCGCCCCGUUAGCCCAGAUUGACCCCGUGUUCCAGGAGGAGGAGGAGGCCCUGAAGAGCUGGUAUGCAAAGACGCCCCUGGGAAAGAAGAGAAGUAAAGCUGCGUCAGGAAAGGAAGAAGAAGAACCAGCUAAAGACAAAAAUACCAAGAAGAAAGGAAAAAAAUGAUCUUUUAUUUGUUGUCUUUUACUGAAGUGUGUGAGUUGUACCCUCAGUGAGGCUGUCCUGCGUCAGUAACACACAUUAAGCUGCAGUCCCUGUGUUUGCAGCCACAUCAGUGAAGUUUCUCUCUUGUGCAGGAGUUACCUGUAAACAGAACGCAGUCGUUUUCAAAUCAUUAGCAUCCUACAUUUUAUUGAAUGCAGUAGUUUGAUGAUUUUCAAUUUUAUGUCAGUAAAAUGUUUCCAAAACGUUGGGAGGUCUUUUUUUCAGUAUGCACGCGGGAACGAGGACGCCCACUUCUGCAGUGCGUUCGUUUUUUCUGCGUUUCGCUCGCUUGGUGUCGGAUUUUAUCCUCUCAGCUUUGUCAUGUUUGUUUGGGUGGAUGCCAGGGGCUGUGGGCUUCCAUGCAAAGAAGAAGAUCUAGAUGCAGGUUCUUCAUCCUUACUUCUGAAUGACCUGUGCUCUCUGAGGUGCAGUUUGUAUAUAUAUGUAAAUAUGACCCUUGACCUGUCAAACUGGUGGACAGACUCCCGUGGCUGUAGCUGUCAGACUGAAGGCUAAGCUGUUAUUAGAUGUGCCAAGGCGGCUCAGUCAAGGACAUUUAAUGUUCAGGCUGUGGCUUCCUGGCUGUAGCGCUCGGUUAUGAAGGUUAAGGAGAUCCUCUUUUCUUUAGGUGUCACACACAAAGCCAGAGUAAAAUUCAUUUCCAGGGCACCUAGAUGACGACAGGAGCCACAUUUUAAAUAAUCACAGCGUGCUGCAGAGUCCUGCAGUGUGCUCUUUGUUAUUGCCUCUGUGUGGUGCAGAGAGUCAGGCUCAGAAGAAAUGCCAAACACACGAGGGGGAGUGUUUCCAACAUGAUCCAGAGGCUUAGUUCAGCUGUUUCGUCAAGUUCUAAAUUCCCUCGGCAGAUCUUCACAUUGACUUGGUUCCUUUACCGUGACUCUAUUUUUAGAGUUUGUGCACAAAGAUCCACAUUUCAUCAUGCAAAGCUCGUCUGUUGGACAUCUUCACAGGAUCAUCUUCAGAAACAGCGACAGCCUUCGAGUCAGAAAUACAACGAAAUAUUUGUUCCUACACCGACUCGAUGUUAAACAUUGCAAUGAAUGAGCUUCUGUAAACUGAGACUGGCUUCUGUGGACCACCGUUCUCCUUCUCAGUGAUGACAGGUUAUUUUCUGUGCCCCACAGAGAUAAUCUCUGCUGAUACCGUUUCACUGGCACAUGGGACUGUCUGUCAGACUGAGGUUUACACAAUGCUGCCUGGCUCUGGCUUUCUUCUUUUUGAUGAGGGAUUCCCACAAAUCUGAGCUACGUAAAAAUUGUUAAAACAAUAGCAUAAAGGCUGAAGCACGGUUGGCUGCUGGGCUUUGACCGUCUCAUUGUAAUGUUUCCUGUAUUUGGUUUUUGGAGCAUACUGAGCUUUUCAGAUCCCAGAUGCAGCCACACAGACCAUAGUUGUGGUCAAAAGGUUACAUACAGUAAUCAUGGACAUGGAUGUCAGAGUAAUUUGAGGUUUUAAUGAUUUCUUUGAACUUUUAAAAAACAAGAAUUGGUGCACAAGUUUGGAUUUAUUCUGUGUUUUCCUUAAC
This is a messenger RNA of Haplochromis burtoni (Burton's mouthbrooder), 4507 nucleotides long. RefSeq lists its product as uncharacterized. Lineage: Eukaryota; Metazoa; Chordata; Actinopteri; Cichliformes; Cichlidae. The transcript is spliced from 19 exons. The record is from RefSeq and is a predicted model, not a curated record. Gene Ontology annotation, molecular function: protein binding; ATP hydrolysis activity; ATP binding. Bases 346 to 2922 code for a protein of 858 amino acids.